AUGUACAAGACCACUCUGGCUUCAUAUACCGUGAUGCAUGUUGUCUACUUCCUAUCAGUGGUUGUCCUUCACCGUGCCUAUAUCCCAUUCCUACCUAUCCGCUGCAAUGAGCCUUCUGGCCCCCUGGACGAGCCAUUGUUCGCCGUCGACAAGGUCAAUGGCCCACCUGACGGUUUCUGGCGGGAUAGUGCUCGUGAACUCUUCAAGGCCGCGCGUCAGAUGAUCGACCUUGUGGCCACCUGUCAAGCCCGCGGUGCUCUUGUUGAGAACCCGUUGGUCGGAUUUGCCGUCUACAAUGCCGCUUUUGUCGGUGUCUAUGGAACACAUUUCCCACACAUGGAUACCGAUGGAUUGAUGGGAACUAAGCCGCCCCCUGCUAGCCAUGACAGCCACCAGCUCGGUGUCGCACAGGCACGCAAAGCCUUGGAUAUCAUUCGGGAGAUGCGGCCUCGUUUGAAGAUGGCGAUGGGCUGGUUCCGCACCCUGAACCGCCUUCACAGUUACUUCUCCAAAGUCAAGCGUGAUUUCCGCCGGGUUUCACGGAACCGCCUGGAUAGCAUGUCGGAUGCCUCUGACCACGGCCUCAAUGGGAUUCGCCCCCUUCGCGAAGGCGGCGCUGGUGGUGGCCUCGAAGAAUUCAAGUUGCUCGAAAAGCUUUUCCUCGACUUUGGAAGCAUCGAGGACCAACUGACAGAGCCUGGGAUGGACGAUGACGGUAUCGCAGUGCCCGCAGCCAGCGAGUCUAUGUACGAGCGCACGAACAUGAGUGACGCUGGAAGCAACGCCGUCAGGAGUGAAACCGGUGAUCCCGGUGACCAGAUGCUCGACGGUGCCGGUGCCGGUGGUCGUCGCGAGUCGUGGGUUCCGGUCAACAGCCCCGGUCUGUCGCUACCUGGACACGAAGGCGAUCGCCGUCCUAGCCUACCACUUCCCAACAGCCGCCAAAUGCCAUCCGGGUCCCCGUACUCUCUCCCAUCUCUUCAGCAACAUCACCCAGACGGCCCGAUGUACACCACUUCAUCUCCCAGUUUUCCCUCUCUAUCUGCACCUACACAGUCCCCCUCCCAGUAUAUGACUGCAGCAGGCAACCGCCUGAAUCCCAUCAACACCUGGCUCCCGGCCCGCCCACAGGCCCCUCCCCCGCCGUACUCUCAAUCCCUCCCUCCCAUCAACGCAACCGCCUCACACACCAUCCCUGUCCUCCCCCCACCGGGGUCCGUCACCCAAUUAGCCCCCUCCCCACCUCUGACCUCCACCGAAUUCCCAGACUCAAACUUACUAUCAACGAGUCUCGGCGGAGAUGACGUCCUCGCCUUCCUAGAUGGGUCUGAAUGGGGUCAGCUGUCCAUGCUCGCGCCUUCUGAGAUCGGUAUUCCCGCCGGUUGGCUGAGCACGGUCUGGUCUCCAUUCAGCCGCUAG
Molecule: messenger RNA, 1419 nt
Organism: Penicillium verrucosum
Lineage: Eukaryota; Fungi; Ascomycota; Eurotiomycetes; Eurotiales; Aspergillaceae
Product: fungal specific transcription factor domain-containing protein
Exons: 1
Coding region: 1-1419 (472 amino acids)
Cellular component (GO): nucleus
Source: RefSeq, a predicted model, not a curated record